CGCCCCGCUGCGGUAGAAGAAGACUCACUUCCGGCGCUCCGUCCUGUCUGCAGACAUCCGGAGCAGCGAGAGAGUCAAGAUGGCAGGACGUCGUGUUGCCCUCAAGGCCAUUGAUUGGGUGGCGUUCGCCGAGCGGGUUCCCCCCAACCAGAGAGGCAUGUUCAAUGCCCUGAAGACUCGCAGUGAUGCCAUCGCUGCCAAGCUCGCCUCCCUGCCAGAAUCUCCUGUAGCCAUCGACUGGAGUCACUACAAGGCCGCAGUGGCCAAAGCUGGCAUGGUCGAUGACUUUGAGAAGAAGUUCAAAGCGCUGCAGAUCCCACAGCCUGUUGACACACAGACAAGUGCCAUUGAUGCACAGGAGGCUGAGUCUAGCAAAAGUGCGUUAGCCUACAUUGAAGAAUCAAAGGCUCGCAUCGCCCAGUAUGAAAAAGAGUUGGAUAAGUUUAAGAACAUGAUCCCCUUCGAUCAGAUGACCAUCGAGGACCUCAACGAAACCUUCCCCGAGACCACGUUGGACAAGGUCAUACCCUACUGGCCCCACAAGCCCAUUUCUGAAUUGUAAUUCCACUACUGGAAAUCACCUCACAAUAAAGAUUAUGUAUUUUAAAACAGACCAAUUUGAUGACGUGAUUAUUUGUGUAGAAACGCUCACUGGAUGUCGCGAAUGAACUCUUGUAUUUUGGUGAGCUGCUGGUUUUGUCCACAUGGGAGCAGUGUUGCUUCAGUUUUACUAAAAGUAAAAGUUGAGCUUAUAGAGCAAAGCACUUUUCUCAAAAUUGUAAACUGUAGCCACUAGUUCAACCAAAUGCUAUGUAAACUGAGGUGUUUGUGUAAAACGAUUAUAUAAGUUGAUUAUCUUCAAUCUGGCAGUCAUUCCGCCACGUGGCUGAAAUCUAAUAUUAAAACACAUUGAGUCACAAUACAAGUAAAUGUAAAUGAGUUCUUUUUACUUGUUACUCAUUAAAGGAAUGUUAAAUGACUGGA
This is a messenger RNA of Salarias fasciatus (jewelled blenny), 984 nucleotides long. RefSeq names its product ATP synthase peripheral stalk subunit d (gene atp5pd). Gene Ontology annotation, molecular function: proton transmembrane transporter activity. The record is from RefSeq and is a predicted model, not a curated record. Gene Ontology annotation, biological process: proton motive force-driven ATP synthesis. Lineage: Eukaryota; Metazoa; Chordata; Actinopteri; Blenniiformes; Blenniidae.